Molecule: messenger RNA, 978 nt
Organism: Puccinia triticina
Lineage: Eukaryota; Fungi; Basidiomycota; Pucciniomycetes; Pucciniales; Pucciniaceae
Exons: 5
Coding region: 1-978 (325 amino acids)
Source: RefSeq, a predicted model, not a curated record
AUGUUACAAGUUUCGCUCAUUUCGAAGCGAUUGAAGACAUUCAUGUUCCAGUCCGAGGUAGACUCAACAGAUGCCAACGGGUACGGUUGGAUUUCCACUCGUAGCAGGUUCCGGUCUCGAGAUGUCAUUAGCAAGAAAAAGCGUGAUGUUUAUGUGAGAUUGAUGUGCCACACCUCCAGACAGAACACUCUUCAAGCCGGUUGCUUGUAUUCUCUCGCGGGAAGCUUCAUUCCAAGGAACAAUGGGACAGAAACGAGAGUUUUUUACUUUCACGAGAGUGUUACCAAGAUAGGGCUAGUAUGCAAGAUUCGCAUCAAACUUCGCAACAAAGCCGUAUUCGCCGGGCCUGGCCAUAUCAUCAGUCAAAAAAGAAUUGUUGAUCCCCAACAAAAAGGGGUGGAUUGGCUUGAGGCAACUGUCGAGCACAACGGCUGGGACUAUGAGAAGGGGGAAAAUGUUCCCUUUUUAGUCAAAUAUCUUGUCUCAUCGCAGCCAAACUUCGUGAAGAGCCGCGUGCUAUACCGGGAUGGACGAGAGGUUGACGUCUGCGGAAGGCUCGUAGGUUGGGAUAAGAGCAAUAAGGUGGCGGUUGUGCUUGUUGACCGUAUCAGUGUGACAGCGGGCCACAUGUCCUAUGAGGCUGUAACAGCUUCAAUACGUCGCCACGGCUAUAAUCCAAACGACUAUCCAUGUAGUGACGCAGACGAGGCAGACAGUAUUGGAACGGGUGAAGAAGAGGCUGAGGAUCAUGAUCCGCCAUCUGUCCCGGAUGAUGAAUGCUUCAAUGUCGAUUCCAAAAGUUUUAUGGUUGACAACAGGCAAUCCGAUCGGCCGGUCCGAAGAUCAAAAAGAUUGAUGGCACACUGCAAACAACAAAGUUCUGAACGCGUAGAAAACAAACCAGAUAUUUCCAUUAUUAGUACUGCCACUGCGAGUAUACAAGGUCAUGUCUUCAAGAAGCGCAAAUCUUCUACCUAG